Messenger RNA from Mycetomoellerius zeteki, 1377 nucleotides. Its product is annotated as odorant receptor 4. Gene Ontology annotation, biological process: sensory perception of smell; detection of chemical stimulus involved in sensory perception of smell. The transcript has 10 exons. Gene Ontology annotation, cellular component: plasma membrane. Gene Ontology annotation, molecular function: olfactory receptor activity; odorant binding. The record is from RefSeq and is a predicted model, not a curated record. Bases 1 to 1377 code for a protein of 458 amino acids. Lineage: Eukaryota; Metazoa; Arthropoda; Insecta; Hymenoptera; Formicidae.
AUGCGGCGUAUACCGGAGUUACCCUAUUUUUUAUAUUUUAAUCUCUUUAUCAAAGAAAGUAUUGGAUUCAAGGUACUCGCUUUAGUGACGUUACGUGGCGAUUUUGAUGCAAUUAUCGAGUGUAUACCACCGCUUAUGAUAGACUUCGUGUGCGUCACUAAGCUGGUGAAUUUAGCGUGCAAUAUAGAGAAGAUCAAAAUACUUCUUAUACAUAUACAAAGGGAUUGGCGAUCAUGGACUAUCAAAAGUGAAUUCGAAAUUUUGCAUAGAUUUGCGGAGAGUGGAAGAAGCAUUACCGUCGCUUAUGCCGGUGGUAUGUAUGCGUUUGGUAGUCUUUUUCCGUUUCUCGCAAUAAUCCCGAAAAUAAUCGGCAAAAACGUAACUUCUGAAUAUUCGACGCGGCCAGUGGGAUUUCCAUAUCAUGUGGAAUACUACGUAGAUCUCGAUAAAUACUACUAUCCCGUACUGAUUCAUAAUUACUUAACUACUGCUAUUCGUCUUACUACCCUAGUCGCGACCGAUACCUUCGUGACUAUUCUGGUGCAACAUUGUUGCGCACUGUUUUCAGUCGUCAGAUAUCGAUUAGAAUAUAUACGAAAGUCCAUCGAACAAGAUAAGGAACUCGCUUUACUCGAGGAAGAUGAUAAGUUUUACAAAAAUUUCACAUAUUGUAUACAAAAACACAAAGACGUCUUACGAUUCGCGAGAUGCUUGGAUGCUAUUUACACAAAAGCUUUUUUCUUCGAAGUCGGUUUAAUCAUAUUGGCGAUGACUUUGUCGGCUCUACAGGCGACUACUAGGACUCUCAAUCCACACCUUGCAAUCCGGCAUGCCUCGUACAUUACCGCUCAAUUACUGCAUUUAUAUAUCGUGUGCUGGUUAGGGCAGCAAGUAAUCGAUCAUAGCGGUCGUGUGUACACAUCGACUUACCAAGGUGAAUGGUAUGAAUCAUCGGCUAAAUCCAGAAAGCUCCUGAAUAUGAUAAUGCUGAGAAGUAUUUCACCUUGUACGUUGACUGUUGGAAAAAUCAUGAUUCUUUCUUUUCCGAGUUUCAGCGCGGUGAUAAAUAACGUGCAAGACGUUGAUCGACUUGUAAAACUCAUUGCUUAUCUAAAUGGAAUUUUAUUUACCAUAUUCUUUGUAAAUUGGCAGGGUCAGAAAGUCAUAGAUUCCAGCGAGAAAGUGUUCGAAUCUGCAUAUAAUACUGAAUGGUAUAGUAUGCCUAUAGCAGCAAGAAAGCUUCUUAUAAUGAUAAUGAUGAGAAGUGAAAAACCAUUGGGACUGAGAAUGGGUAAAAUCGUUGUAUUGUCAUAUAUAACUUUUAAUACAGUAUUACGUACGUCAUCGUCAUACUUUAUGCUACUACGGUCUUUGUAA